Molecule: messenger RNA, 1542 nt
Organism: Symbiodinium sp. CCMP2592
Lineage: Eukaryota; Dinophyceae; Suessiales; Symbiodiniaceae
Source: the annotation of a GenBank genome assembly
AUGGCAAGUGCAUCGCCUUCGCCGGCUUUCCGCUUGAGAGUGCUGGUGAAAAACGUGCAAGAUUCGUUGGCGCUGACGGUGACUGGGGCUGUGCUCAAGCACAGCCUAAGCUCAAGCAAGCGUCAUGACGCCGCCCGGCACCUGACCGCCAAGAAGCUCGGCUCUGCGCGAUGUGGGGAGGUCCUGGCCGAUGCGCUGUGCAGAGACCCCGACUGGCAGGUCCGCGUCACCGCAGCAAAGGCUCUUGGAGCUUUUGGAGCAUUGGCUUCUGCCGAUCCCGGCAUGGCCUCAGACUCCCCAGCACUCUCGGCGCUACUGCUGUCGUCACUGUACGAGUCGCUUGAUGAUCCCAACGCUUUCGUGAGGGAAGCAGCAGCAGAAGCUGUGGGCCACUUUGGACGGCGAGUCCAGGCCAAGCACUUGGCAGCUUUGGAGGCGGCGCUCCGAAACGACGCAGCCUUCACCGCCCGCGGGGCGGCUGCGAGAGCUCUCGGGAGCACAGAGACUUCUCAAAUGGUCUGCAUUCUCCGUCUUUUUUUGGAUGAUGGCGCGGAUGCCUUGGCGGCGGCGCUGGCGGAUGGGGUGGACGCGCUGGCCACUGCGCUGUGCGAAGACCCAUCCUUGCACGUCCGGCAGCACUGGGUGUCCUUGCCCAUGUGGAUGGACGCACGGUCCGCGGCGCGGCUCUCCAGGCUCGCCGAGGCCGACGCCUGUGCCUCGGCCUUGGCCGAGGCGCUACAGGAUGCCUCGACUUCCGUGCGAGUCGCCGCCAUUCCGGCGCUCGGCUCGCUGGGCACGGUGGCGCUUCCGUGUGCUGGGAAUCUCGUGGAGCAGCUGCUGUCUGGUGGCGAGGACGUGCGCUCGGCUGUGCAAAAGGCUUUCUACGAGGCCACGGGCGCCAGCGCGGCGACCUUAGUGGCUGCGGCCUACGCGCGCGGCCGGCAGAAGGACACCAGCUCCCAACAGCAGGCGCGAGAAGAUGCCGCUGAACGUCUGUUUGCAUGGUCCAACUCCAUCUCGCGGCAGGUGCUUCGCAUCAUGGCCAACUUGGGCAAGGAGGAGGCCCGUCCUGCCGCCGAGCGCCAGCUGGCUGUGUUGGGACCUGCAGCUGGGCUGUGUUUAGCGGAGGAGGUCAUCAAGGGCAAGAUCGCGGAGCUUCCACAACGAAUGACCACAAUUCGAGGGCUGAUGGCCAGUCUGAGUACCGUCCAGCUGCCGCUUGAUCUGGCCUGCGCGGCACUUUCCGAGUGGAUCUACGAGCCAUCUCUGGAGACCAUGCCAAUUCCAGGGCUGGAGCUGGUCCGGGUCCAAACUCCCGAGCAGCAUCACGGAAUCAACCUGUGGGCAGUGCUCAAGAACACCUCGGGCUGCUGCUUCGUGGUCUUCCGGGGAUCAGAGACGAUGCUCGACUGGACCGAGAACAGAGUGCUCCUCGUCCACAGCGGCUUCUGGAGUACUGCUGAGGCCUGCUCCGAGCGUUUCGAUUGGAAGCUUGACCUUGGGCAGAUGGAGGUCAGCCACGUCGUGCUCGCAGUCAGGUAA